UGGCUCUUUCGCGGCCAUCAGACCGUUCCCAUCCAGUAACAGGCAGACACAAAGAAAAUACAUCACUCUGCACGCAGCAUCAGACCCGCAUUGAGCGAUCACGAACAUGAUUAAGCCUAUCAAAACCUUCCACCUUUGGCUGGCUUUCGCCUUGUAUGUUGCCCACCUCGCAGUAGCGCGCCCAGCCGCCCAAGAAACCUCACACCUCCUUUCGGCAACGAGCAACUUAGCAUUUGUCCGUCGUGAAGUAGUGGAAGCCCAUCAGCAAUGCCGCGACAAUGCUGAGAAGGUCUUCAAGGAUGCCCUGAACGCCAAAGGCAUGUCUUUUGUGACUUUCUUGGGCAAAGCCAAGACGAACGGCGAAGAUCAUGCCUGCAGGUUCCUUUUCGGUCAUGGAGAGUGCAAUGCCAACAUGGAGACCUACUUUUCACAAAAUGGAGACCUGGCCACGUCCGUCCUGAAGCGGGGAGUCGAAGCGCACGAUGGAAGCUCUGAAAGCACGACGGAACAGGUGUGCGGAUCUUGCAAGAAUGAAGGGCACCGAGCGGAGCUCGUCAAUACGAUGCAGAGCCAAGACAAGCUUGAGAAGCGCAACGGUGGACUAUGCAGCUGCUUGAAAAAGCUCUGCUCCAAGUGCUGCAAGUGCUGCGAAUGUUUUCUCAAUUGCUUGAGCGGGGGCGAAUUGGAGAGAACCAAGGUAAAGGAGUCGGCAGAGAUGCAGAUGGCAACGACGGUCUGAGAAGCUCGCCCUUUCUUUUCUCCAUGUUCGCCACCUCAUCUCUCCAGCUGUACACUCUCAAACAUCUCACCUCGCUUUCUCAAUCUUCGUCAUGAUCUAUCUUCACUUUCC
Molecule: messenger RNA, 850 nt
Organism: Acaromyces ingoldii
Lineage: Eukaryota; Fungi; Basidiomycota; Exobasidiomycetes; Exobasidiales; Cryptobasidiaceae
Exons: 2
Coding region: 107-739 (210 amino acids)
Source: RefSeq, a predicted model, not a curated record